AGCCCAUUCUGCCUGACCCUUCUCUGUGUAUCAGACUCCAACGCCUCCCUUUGCGACACGAUCAGAGCUCGUUCUGAUUCCUCCUGCUGCUUCGAUUGUCACUGUGAUAUCUGGUAGUCACUUCGGCUUCAUCAAAUAAUUACCAUGGGUGGUCAAAAUCGCGAGGGCGGCAAAGUAAAGCCUCUGAAAGCCCCCAAGAAACAACAGAAGGACGUGGAUGAUGAUGACGUUGCGUUCCGCGAGAAGCAGAAGGCCGACGCCAAGGCUCGUGCCGAGAUGGCUCAAAAAGCCGCUGGUAAAGGCCCUUUGACUAGCGGAGGCAUCAAGAAAAGCGGCAAGAAAUAGACGUUCGAUAUUGACGAAUACACGAGACUACGAUGAUAAUAACGACAUGCCGAGCCGAGAUGGGCUACGAUAAGUGCCGAAACGGUUAACACAUUAUCGCAUGGGAUGUUAGGAGUGCUGUGUUGCUUACGGGAUUACACUUGCCAUAGCAGUCAAUACAUUGUCAUUGCAACUGCAAUUCUCCAAGCCCAUACAUGCCUAGGUAAUCAUAUCAACCGCAUACAUAGAAGUCGUUUCAGACAGUGGGGCGUAUUAUCCCUAUUAGACUUUGUGCCUAGGAGGUAGCCUAAUAGGUAGAACUAGAAAUACCCUAGGUAGGACAAUCCAAAGUAAUAUGCUAGAGGUCCCUAGGAAGGAAAUUUCAAGACAAGAAACAAUGUCUAGUCAACUUUCUCAGAUGGCUACGCGCUCCACAUGAAUCUGGAGAAAUCCUCAAGGGUAUGUGGUUAAGAAUGCAGCUGCUGCCAUCUGACAGUAGCCCGUUGUCUCUCGCCUCAAC
Molecule: messenger RNA, 844 nt
Organism: Xylaria bambusicola
Lineage: Eukaryota; Fungi; Ascomycota; Sordariomycetes; Xylariales; Xylariaceae
Product: translation machinery associated TMA7
Exons: 3
Coding region: 145-345 (66 amino acids)
Source: RefSeq, a predicted model, not a curated record